This is a messenger RNA of Rubroshorea leprosula, 1088 nucleotides long. Lineage: Eukaryota; Viridiplantae; Streptophyta; Magnoliopsida; Malvales; Dipterocarpaceae. The record is from the annotation of a GenBank genome assembly.
UGUCUAAACUACUCACUCUUCCUGCCGACACAAACACAUGGAACUAGCUAGUUUACACCUUACACACGCUAUUGCCUUAUACCACCAUUAUUGGCUUGCAGAUCGAGAUCAUCUUGAAAGGAAGCCAUUUGCAGAUGCCAUGCUUAACGCUAUUUACAAAGGGAAGUUUAGGGAAGUAAGCCACUUAUUUAAAAGCAACCCAGAUGCAAUAUCUACAACAUUUGAAAAUGGAAAAACUGCUCUUCACGUUGCAAUUAUUGCUGGUCAGCUAAGGGUUGCUAAGGAAUUGAUCACUAUUACUGGUACUGAAGCAAACAGUCGCCAAUUGAAGAUAAAAGAUGAGAGUGGCAACACAGCUCUUUCCUUUGCUGCUCGUAGUGGAAUGAUGGAAAUUGCAAAAUGCUUGAUUGAAAAGAACAAGGACUUGCUUACUAUGCCAGAUGGCGACGAUAAGCUCCCGGUUCAAUUGGCUUGCAGGGCAGGCCAUGAGGACAUGACUCGCUACCUCUACUGCAAUACCCCGAGAGAACGUCUAAGCGGAGUCAAGGGCUUCUACCUCCUCGAAGAGUGUAUAACUAAGAAAAUGUUUGGUAUAGGCGUGAAAGUAGAUAAAGGAAGUGUUCUAUCUGAUGGUGUUGGCAGUGUUGCAGCUCAACGAGGAGGCACAGUAGUUAUGACUUUGGAUGAGGAUGAAUUUGUGCAAAGUGGAGCAGUGGAAGCAACCUUUCAAGCUAUCAAGAAUGGCAUCCCUGACAUUGCAAUAGAAAUUGCAAAAGUUAAUACAAAUAUAUUAUGGAACCGUACUGAUCCUGAAGAUUCAAGGAACAUGUUUGCAUGUGCUAUAGCACAUCGUCAAGAGGAAGUGGCACAAUUUCUUUAUAAAUUUAGUGCGAGAAUUAGUACAAAUAUAGGUUUUACCGAGGAUCAACGUGGAAACAAUUUAUUACAUUUAGCAGCAAAGUUAGCUCCUCAUUCUGACCUUGAUCACAUCUCAGGUGCAGCUCGGUUGCAAAGUGAGUUACGCUGGUUCAAUGUAAGCAUCUCAUGCUUUUAAAUGUUCUGUCAAUUAAUAAAUUUUAUAUUUUGAU